This is a messenger RNA of Penicillium nucicola, 1518 nucleotides long. RefSeq lists its product as uncharacterized. The transcript has a single exon. Gene Ontology annotation, molecular function: telomeric repeat DNA binding; protein binding; telomerase RNA binding. The record is from RefSeq and is a predicted model, not a curated record. Gene Ontology annotation, cellular component: telomerase holoenzyme complex. NCBI's taxonomy places the organism in Eukaryota, Fungi, Ascomycota, Eurotiomycetes, Eurotiales, Aspergillaceae. Gene Ontology annotation, biological process: nuclear-transcribed mRNA catabolic process, nonsense-mediated decay. Bases 1 to 1518 code for a protein of 505 amino acids.
AUGGUUAAACAGUUGGCCAAUCCCAUCCCCGAAAACCAGCUGCUCAAUGAAGUAAGAGAAAUAUACGAUGAGCUAGUUAUUGCAGAAAGAGAAUGCAUUAAUGUGGUGGAUAUCGUCUCACAAAUAGACCAAACCGCGGGACUAUCGGAUGAACAAUGGAGCUUGUGCACCUCGUUGCACAGAACACUCCUCCACAAGCAUUUUGACUUUUUCAUUGUUUCGCAGUAUCCGGCAGCCAGCCCAAUCUUAAGAAGCCUGGCUCAAAGAUACGAGAUGCCUGGACGCAUGUGGCGCUACGGAAUCUACUCCUAUCUGGAGCUGUUGCACAAAAGGCUCCCCAGUGUGCAAGAGCAUAUUCUAAGCUUCAUAUAUUUCUCGUAUUCGAUGGUGACACUUCUUCAGGAGCACUUCUCCGCAUUUGAAGAAACCUGGACAGAAUGCUUGGGGGACCUAGCACGCUAUCGUGCUGCAGUGGAGAAUUCCGAUGAGACAGUCCGCCGUCACUGGUUAAACGUUUCCAGAGAUGGGUACAAUCAGAAUAUCGAUCAGUUAUCUAGAACUGGCCAAAUUCAGCACUAUCUUGCCGUUAUCUCUCGUCCGGAUACUUUGCAGAUGUUCUUUUACUUCUCGAAAGCAUUACUCAGCGUGGACCGAUUUCCAAAAGCGCGGGAAAGCAUGAUUCAGCUGUUCAACGAUACUCUAAGCGCACCGGCUGAGGAACACACAUUGGUCACUUCUUUUGUGGCUGCCCAUGGUGUUAUUUUCAAGCGUAUGCCAUAUGACCAGUUUGUGACUCGGUCCAAAUUCUUCCUUUUAAAACUGCUUCGGGAGACUAGGCGGUCAGGUGUGGAGGCACGAGAAAGAACGUUGAUCAUGUGCUGCAAUAUUGCAGCGAUCUUGGACUAUGGAGAAGAGAACGGAGAGUUUGCGAUGGACUUUGCUCACAACGCAAAUAAAUCUACUGCAGACGCUUAUAUUGUUGCAAAGCACUGGGCAUCUGCACUGACACCUAUCGAAUCAAACAUAUAUCUCUAUCCCAACUACUCAUCUGUGUUUGCAUUCCGUUCCAGCUUGCUCACGUUCCACACCUUACACAUGAUGUUUAGUCAAGCAAGUGAGCCAAAUAUGCACCAAGCUGCGCAUCUUUCUCUGGCAUUCCUAUGGUGUCUCACACUCCAUCCAAUUGCCAUGUACCGACUCGAACCGCUAGUUCCAUGGCUGGCACUCGCAAAUUAUCUGAAUACUUUGUUGCAUCCUGAAUUCAAUAUUGCAGUGACUGAAGCCGAAUCAUUUCCCCAAAUUGAAGAUACACCUACGCAGCAGCUGCCGGAAGACUUCCUGAUUAGAGGUCAUCGUUGGAGCCGGCUUUACUACCCUGUUGAUUUCUUUAAAGGGGCGGCUUCAGAAUAUGACAGGCCAUUGAUCGAGAAUCCGGGCACCAUGUUUGCGAGAAUCCAAAGAUGCCUAUGGCUUGGAAUUCGGAUUGCGAGUGUUUGUCUUUCCUGGAACUCUGUAUAG